This is a messenger RNA of Clunio marinus, 336 nucleotides long. The record is from the annotation of a GenBank genome assembly. Lineage: Eukaryota; Metazoa; Arthropoda; Insecta; Diptera; Chironomidae.
AUGGAGAGAUGCAGCGCUUCAAGUGCUUUUCUUAUGUCUGUUAACGAUCGAGAAAAUCUAUUCAUCAUCAAAGGAAGUCUUGUGACAAAUAUAAACUUUUAUCGUACAUCAGUGAAAGGUGUCAAUAUCCAUAUAGCUUUAAAGGAAUUCAUAAUCUCUGCGGGCGCUUUAAAUUCCCCAAAGUUGUUAGUGCAGUCUAGAAUUGUAAAGAAAGUUGAUUUGGAAUCACAUGGGAUAAAUUUCAUUAAGAAUGCACCUGUCGGUGAAAACUAUCGAGAUCAUGCUACAGCUGCAUACUUAAUAAAAGUCAAUCCCAAUGCACCUGCACAAGNAUAA